This is a messenger RNA of Xiphophorus maculatus (southern platyfish), 3916 nucleotides long. RefSeq names its product SAFB like transcription modulator (gene sltm). Gene Ontology annotation, cellular component: nucleus. The coding region runs from base 27 to 2942 and encodes 971 amino acids. The transcript has 19 exons. Gene Ontology annotation, molecular function: RNA binding; sequence-specific DNA binding. Gene Ontology annotation, biological process: regulation of mRNA processing; regulation of transcription by RNA polymerase II. Lineage: Eukaryota; Metazoa; Chordata; Actinopteri; Cyprinodontiformes; Poeciliidae. The record is from RefSeq and is a predicted model, not a curated record.
AACCGUCUCGCUAAUCUGGAGGUAAAAUGGCGUCGGGUGCCAUUUCAACGGAUUCAAAGAAAAUAUCCGAAUUAAGGGUUGUCGAUCUUAAAUCCGAGCUCAAAAGAAGGGGAUUGGACACGUUUGGCGUAAAAAGUGUUUUGCUUUCAAGGCUUAAGCAAGCUAUUGAAGAUGAAGGCGGCGACCCAGAGUACAUUCCGACUCCUGAGUCGACUGAUUCAUUGUCGAGGUUAAGUGGAAAAUCCAGAGGGAAGAAAUCAGAUUCUGAUUUGGAAAAUACCGUGGAAGAAGACGUGUCUUCCAAGGAAGUUGAAGAGUAUGAAUCAGAAAAGGAUAUAACUGAUACCGAUGAUGGUAGUCGCGAAAAUUCAAAGCCUCCACCGUGUGAGGACAGCCUCGCUCACUCUGAGCCUGAGCCCGAGUCUGAAACCAUGGCGGCUGACGCUGACUCAGAGCCCGACCCAGAGGUAGAUGCAGAGGUGGAUGAGGAUGCAGAUGCAGACGCAGACCCAGAACCGGAACCAGAGGCCGAGGCAGAGACAGAAGAAGCCGAGAGGGAUGCUGAAACCUUGAGCUCCUCUAGAGAAGCGGAGGACGAUCACCUAUCCGUCUCAAUCCAAAACGAAGAUGCCAUCACCCUGGAUGUUGAUGGCGACGACCUCCUGGAAACAGGUAAACAUGUGAAACUUCCAGAUACAGAGGCAGAGAAGGGCACUGAGACUUGUGCCGAGACGGGCCAAGAUGAUGACAUGAAGGAUGAAGACAUGGAGGAAGAUGGUACGAAAGACGAUGACGAGCCCACGAAGAAAGACGCCAUGAUGAAGGCUGAAACCGAAGAUAAAGAAAAGGAUUCUGGGAAGAAAGGCCCGUCUGCCACAGGGGCCUCAGGUCAAGCAAAGAGCUCUUCAAGAGACAGAGAUGGAAAAGCAGCAAAGGAUGAAAAGGGUACGGCACUUAAAUAUUCAACAUCCAACUUUUUGGCAGUAGUCUUGCAAUUAAUACUAACAAUGUGUUUUAAAAAAUCUCUAUCUACAGGUGUGAGCAGCUCCUCUCGUAACGUGUGGGUGAGCGGCCUUUCUUCAAACACCAAAGCAGCUGAUUUAAAGAACCUGUUUGGCAAAUAUGGGAAGGUUCUGAGUGCUAAGGUCGUUACAAACGCUCGCAGUCCUGGUUCAAAAUGUUACGGCUUGGUGACGAUGUCUUCCGGUGCCGAAGUGACGCGCUGCAUCUCCCAUCUUGACUGCACAGAGCUCCAUGGACAGCAGAUUUAUGUUGAAAGGGCUAAAAAUGAUCCAUUCAAAAAGGAGCCCUCAAAGAAAGAAGUGGAGGACAAAGCAGGAUCCAGCAAAUCCAAUAAGAACACUUUCACUGGGACUAAACUGGCGAACAAAGCACAGCUAACUUACAAAAAAGAAGAAAAGAAAUCUGAUAAGCUGUCAGACAAGGAUUCAUCCAAGAAACAGGAUUCAAAAAGUGGCUCAUCGAGCUCCGAUCAAGAGUCUUCAAAGAGAGACGACAGAAAGCGUGGCCAAACCAAGAGCCCUGGGAAGUCGACAGAUGAAGAUGAACCUAAAGGAGACGGUGGCUUUGAAAAAAGACCUUUUAGAACUGGAAGAUAUUUUAACAAACCAUUUAUGAACCCCAACUUUGACAGGCGUCCCAAGUGGCUGAUUCCCCCUGAAGAGGUACAAUUGCUGAGGGAGAAGCGGCAAUCCUUUCACAACAAAGGGGGAGAAAUGGUCAUUCUGCCUUUUGACAAGUUCAAGGAGCAGAAAGAGCAGCGGAUGCGUGAGCAAAUGGAGCGCUUCCACAGAGCUGCAGAGCUGCGCAGGCGGCGUGAAAUCGCAGAGCAAGAACGGCGGGAACGCGAGCGAGUCCGUCUGAUGCGUGAGCGAGAAGAACGGGAGAUUCUGCUCCGGGAGCGCCAGAGACUGGAAAUGGAGAGACAGAAACUGGAACGCGAGCGGCUGGAGAGGGAAAGGCUUGAGAGGGAGAGGAUUCGCAUCGAGCAGGAGCGGCGUAAAGAAGCCGAGCGCAUGGCGCGUGAACGAGAGGAGCUUCGGCGGCAGCAGGAGCAGCUCCGCUUUGAGCAAGAGAAGAGAAAUAAUCUGAAGAGAGGACGUGAGGUGGAACACGGUCGGCGGGACGAUCCCUACUGGAAUGGCAACAAAAAAAUGCAUCCCGAGUCGGAGGUCCGUCUGAACCAGGGCUCCAAUUACAACCGGCAGCAGAACCGCUUCCCCAACACAAAUCCUCGGGAGAGGGGCCGUUUUCCAGACGCUGGCCAGCAGCCCAACACGUUUGACAGACGUAAUAGAUUCGAGGGCGAACCAGAGGCAAAGAAGAGUCGGCCGGCUCCUCACAGAGAGGGUUCUGGCUUCGAUAGAUACCCCAAGAACUACGACGCCGUCCACAGACCCGAGCCUCCCCCACGUGGGGACACAGACCGGAGGGACAGGGACGAGCGGCGCCCGCCGCCCCUGGGAGCAAGACCUCCGAUCCCUGCCAUGUCGCACAACCGCCCGCCGAGGGACGGCGCCGCAGGAUGGAAGAAUGAGGGAGGAAUGAAUUCCAGCAAGGGGGACAUGAGAGGGCCGAUGCGUAUGCGUGACGAUCGUCCUGGCAGAGACGCUGGGAGAAGCGGCUUUAAUAACAGAGGUCAACCCAUGGGGAUGAAUGAGCAGCCGUUCAGCUCGGGGCGCCAGGUUGUGGUGGAGCGUCACAGUCGGGAUCAAGGACUGAGGAAGGAGUGGCACGGCGGCUCAGGCUCUCAGGUGUUUUCUGACAACCGCAGGAUGGGAGACGGUCGCGGCGGCAUGAUGGCUUCCUCCAGCCACUCUUCGUCAGGACUGGGCCGGAUCGUACAGAUCACCAACAACUCCAUUUCCAGCGGCGCCGUGGGCGGAUUCAAGGCUUUCAAAGGAGCAUCGCGGCCGUUCUAACACCGAGUAGAGACGCUUUAAAGAGUUGGAUAUUUGAAGAUUUUCCUGAACACUUUAUUUUUAAAGUAACUGUUUUGGGUGGAACAUUAGCAGCCUUGAGGUUUAGUCCCUUGUUUUAAUCUGUACGGACAGUGUUGACCUCAGUUCUGCUGGUACCACAAAACACCCCUGUGCACGUUUUAAUAUUUCUGAAGUUGCUGCACAGCCCAGCGUCUUUGUAACAAGUUUUCCAGUUAUGACAUAGAACUUCUCUCAAGUGUUUGUAUAUUUUCAUUAGCGUAGUGUUGCUCUGUUUCCUGUGAAAUGUUUUAUUUCAGUGUAUUAUAGAACUCAAAAUAACUGCUGGAUCUGGAUGUUUCAUUGAAAUGGAUGACGGUCCUCUUUUUUUUUUUUUUUUUUUUUUUAUUUAUACUUUUUUUAUUUUGUUUGGAAGUUGUACUUUAAUGAAGGUGUCAAAUUUUGUAAAGAUGUACUAAUCUGCUUGAACAGGAUAAAGCUGUGUAAAGUUAAAUCUGUGAUGGACUGGAUUCAGGGAGGACUGAAUCAUGUUCAGGUGUUGCUAAGAAGAAACGGCGAGAGGAAAUCUGUUUCUGUUUGUAAUUCAACUGUGGACAUUUUACAAAUAUAAUUUGAGUAUCAGUUUUCAUCUUCAUGGAGUUUUUUUUAAUUUUUUAAAUUUUUUUACCUUGUCUGUAAACGGAACAGUUCCUCUAUUGAAGGUUUGAAUCUGGAAGGUUUGGCACAAUAAAAAAUCAGUCUGAAGCUUGAAAAAGCUCUAGGCUGCUACUAAAGUGAAGAGGGCACUGCUUUGACUAGGCCAUCAUGUGGAGGGAUUCCUGUUAUUUCACUGCUUUUGUCAUUUCAAAGCUUUAUCCUUUCAGUUGCACCAGUCGCCACUUUGGAUGUCAUGUUUGUAACCUUAACCACACACCGGAUGUUAUUGGUUAUUAAACCUUAAUUAGAAAACAAAAUAA